Messenger RNA from Trichechus manatus latirostris (Florida manatee), 1677 nucleotides. It is a transcript of the gene CPNE7, whose product is annotated as copine 7. Gene Ontology annotation, biological process: cellular response to calcium ion. The record is from RefSeq and is a predicted model, not a curated record. Bases 1 to 1677 code for a protein of 558 amino acids. Gene Ontology annotation, cellular component: plasma membrane. Gene Ontology annotation, molecular function: calcium-dependent phospholipid binding. The transcript is spliced from 15 exons. NCBI's taxonomy places the organism in Eukaryota, Metazoa, Chordata, Mammalia, Sirenia, Trichechidae.
AUGAGCGCGCCCUCGGAGCGCGGGGGGGCCACGGCCCCGGGGGUGGUGCCUGCGCCCUGCGCCUCGAAGGUGGAGCUGCGGCUCAGUUGCCGGCACCUGCUGGACCGCGACCCGCUCACCAAGUCCGAUCCCAGCGUGGUGCUGCUUCUGCAGUCGCAGGGCCAGUGGGUGCAGGUGGACAGGACCGAGGUGGUCCGGAGCAGCCUGCACCCCGUGUUCUCCAAAGUCUUUACACUCGACUACUAUUUCGAGGAGGUGCAGAAGCUACGCUUCGAGGUCUACGACACACACGGGCCUGGCGGUCUCAGCUGUCCGGAGGAUGACUUCCUUGGGGGCAUGGAGUGCACCUUGGGGCAGAUUGUGGCCCAGAAGAAGGUGACCCGACUUCUGCUUCUUAAGUCUGGCAGGAACGCUGGCAAGUCCACCAUCACGGUGAUAGCAGAGGACAUCUCAGGGAAUGAUGGCUACGUGGAGCUGUCCUUCCGGGCCGAGAAGCUGGACGACAAGGAUCUGUUCAGCAAGUCAGACCCCUUCCUGGAGCUGUACCGGGUCAACGACGACUGGAGUGAGCAGCUGGUGUACAGGACCGAGGUGGUGAAGAACAACCUCAGUCCCGUAUGGAAGCCCUUCAAGGUGUCUCUGAACUCCUUGUGCAGCUGUGAGGAGACAAGGCCCUUGAAGUGCCUCGUCUGGGAUUAUGACUCCCGAGGGAAGCACGACUUCAUCGGCGAGUUCUCCACCACCUUCCAGGAGAUGCAGCAGGCCUUCGGGGAGGGCCAGGCACAGUGGAACUGUGUGAAUGCCAAGUACAAACAGAAGAAGCGCAACUACAAGAACUCAGGGGUGGUUAUCCUGUCCCACCUGAAGUUCCACAGGGUCUACUCCUUCCUGGACUACAUCAUGGGUGGCUGCCAGAUCCACUUCACUGUGGCCAUUGACUUCACGACCUCCAACGGCGACCCCCGGAACAGCUGCUCACUGCACUACAUCAACCCCUACCAGCCCAACGAGUACCUGCGGGCCCUGGUGGCCGUGGGCGAGAUUUGUCAGGACUACGACAGUGACAAGAGGUUUUCUGCUUUGGGGUUUGGAGCCCGAAUCCCUCCCAAGUAUGAGGUGUCCCAUGACUUUGCCAUCAACUUCAACCCUGACGAUGACGAAUGUGAAGGCAUCCAGGGUGUAGUGGAGUCCUACCAGAACUGCCUGCCCAAGGUCCAGCUCUAUGGCCCCACCAACGUGGCACCCAUCAUCAACAAGGUGGCCCACACUGCCGCUGCCGAGGAGCGCACUGGGGAGGCCUCCCAAUACUACAUCCUGCUCAUCCUGACGGAUGGUGUGGUCACCGACAUGGCGGACACGCGAGAGGCCAUUGUGCACGCCUCCCACCUGCCCAUGUCCAUCAUCAUUGUGGGCGUGGGCAACGCCGACUUCACGGACAUGCAGAUCCUGGAUGGGGACGACGGUGUCCUGCGCUCCCCCCGUGGCGAGCCUGCUCUCCGCGACAUUGUGCAGUUCGUGCCCUUCCGAGAACUCAAGAACGCAUCCCCCUCAGCACUGGCCAAGUGUGUGCUGGCUGAGGUGCCCAAGCAGGUGGUGGAGUACUACAGCCAUAAGGAGCUGCCGCCGCGAGGCUUCAACACCCCUUCCCAGGAGGCCAGCUCGGGCUUGGCCCCGUGA